UUUGAGGGUAAAAAUCCGGCGUCUUUCCUGGUUGGCGGCGGCGACAGCGGUGGCGGUCUACCUCAACACGCCCCGCCUACUUCACCCCUCGACCACCCACACAACGACCCCGCGUCUUUACUUUUACACUCUUUCUUAAUGUCAGAAUAACUCGCGACGCGAAAAGAACGAACGCGCGCGCGGUUGCCGAGUGACCGACCUGUGGCUUAAAACCGACUUUUCACACACACGCAAUCGUUGUCAAGAAUCGUCUCGUUCGCACCUCCGUUGUGAAUCGGUUCCGUUUUUGCAUCGAAAAUAAAAACGGCGUCGUCGGCGUGAUGACAUCGCCCCGUAAUGGGCCAAAGCGAGAGGUAGAGCGUAAUUAGAAAAACAUAUCGCUGACUGGUCGUGGCAGGCGGGGAGAAAAGCGUCGCGGGAAAACCCCACGCGCACUUUUCCAGCUGCGGUCCACCGCCACAGCAUCACAGCCGUGAUUUUUCAUCGCAUUUCCGCGCGGUGCGCUGGCCGCGUCAUGCCGCGAAGAAGUUGACCUCCAUGCAUCUCGCGACGGGAGAAGUCACCUCCACCACCGGUCACUACGACCGGAGCUAUGGCAAUCUGACGGCGGAGAUGCUCGCCGAGAGGACCAUCGACGGGCUGCUGGCGGAGCACCCGGGGGAGCUGGUGAGGACGGGCAGCCCGCACGUGGUCUGCACGGUGCUGCCGCCGCACUGGAGGUCCAACAAGACGCUGCCGGUGGCCUUCAAGGUGGUGGCCCUCGGCGACGUGGGCGACGGCACCGUCGUCACGGUCAGGGCGGGCAACGACGAGAACUAUUGCGCCGAGCUGAGGAACUGCACGGCGGUCAUGAAGAACCAAGUCGCCAAGUUCAAUGAUUUGAGGUUCGUCGGCAGGAGCGGAAGGGGGAAGAGCUUCACGCUGUCGAUUAUCGUGUCGACGACGCCGCCCCAAAUCGCGACUUAUAAUAAAGCGAUUAAAGUGACGGUGGAUGGGCCAAGGGAGCCCAGGUCGAAGACGAGACAGCAAGGGUUUCACCACUUUCCCUUCGGGCCAAGGACCUUCGCGCCGGAUCCGCUGGCAGGGAGUCUGCCCUUCAAACUCAGCGGCAUUGCUCAUCAUCUGGCGGGACUUCCGGGGCCCCCGCCCGAGUGGGCCAUGCUAGGGGGGCGACAUCCGUACCCCCCAGGACCCUUCGUUCCUCACCACCACCCGCACUUUCCUCCCCAUAUGUUUGCAGCGCUCGACCGUCCAAUUAACACCUCACCGAGAAUAGCAAACGAGCCCAGCUCGACCUCCCUGGGCCCCAUCUCCAUCAACUGCACCCCGGCCCACAGCACCACCUCCCCCAAGACCUCCCCCACGCAAGUGGGCCUUCUCACAACCGCAGGCGCCCCGCUUUCGCCACCUGAAGAUGACAUAUCCGUAACAGCAUCGCCGACUCCGUCCCCGCAGCCGCCACCGGCAUUUCCCGGGGCGCCUCCGCCCCCAAUCCAAAACAAUCAAUUGUUCAAUAACGCACUAGCCGCCAGCCUGUUCCUCAACGCUCCUUUACUUCCGCCCCCCGGCCAGUGGUUCUACUCGCAGUUUUACCCGCACGACUGGGCCUGGAUGAACCUGCGACACCACUCCCUGCUGCCGAGGAGCUCGUCGCCUCUCGAACUAGGUCACAAUCCCAACGGAUCGACCAAGUCGGAAGGGGUGGAUGACGAGGUCAAGUCCGACGACGGCAAGGCGAAGGAAGAGAAAAAGGGCAAGGACGAAGGGGUGAACCUGUCGCUGCAUAGGUGCAGGAAGGCGGCGAUCACGCUCGUGAGGCAGAAGGAGGAGGUCAGUUCGAGUGAAAAGGAGCACUUGAAGUGUAAUAGACUUGGGGACGUGUGGAGGCCCUAUUAGGAUAAAGCUUAGGGUAGAAUUGGUUAUAGUACUUAUCCGGGAUGGUAGGACUUUCGCCGAAAAUUAGAACAAGGGGCAAAAGUGACGGCUUGCAAAUUUUCCUCUCAAACUAUUUUUUUUCUAAGAUACUAUUACUAAAGCGGUACAACUGUUAGUUUGAGUGCCGCCUAAAAGUCCACUGACACAGCCACCCCUGAUAAUAAAUUCGGUUUAGGAUUAUUUUAGCUUAACACCUUGACAUGACUGCUGAUUUCUGUGGAUUGUCGAACGGUAUUUAAACUUCUAUUUUGUCUACAGAGUGUUCCAGCUCAGCUCUUCUGUGACACAGUUACAAAUGUUAUUUAUACUGUAAGACACAUUUUAGGAAAAUAUUUUUGAUUGAAUGUUCCAAAUAAAGUAUGACCUGAUAAUAUUUUUUUUUGCUCAUUAGGAUACUUUUUUAAUUUCUUAUACGUCCCUGAAGUAAUUUUCAAAUCGGUUUAGGGAUUGUUGUUAAAAAAAAUAAAAACCAAAAAAAUCGGUUACGUGAUUUCUCUUUAAUAUUAAAACUUAAUAAAAAAUAAAAACGGUGCUUUUUUAUGACAUUAUUACUAGGUUUGUGUUGAACAAGGUUUAGUUGACUAUUUAUUAAGUUUUGGUUGAUUUACAUUUAUAUAGAAUGUUUACAAUUUAUUUCCAAACUUUUUAAACUUUAGAGCUUUUUAUUUUGCUUAUUUUACAGCAACUUCUAAUUUAUUUAAUUUUAUAAUAUAAUUCGAUGAGGAAUUAGAAGCCGAUCUUUUUUUAUUUACAAUCUUAAAGCAAAUUGUAACACAUUUGGAGUUAUUUGCUAAAAAUAAAUAAAAAAAUUAAAACUAAUAACAAUAAAAAAUUGUAAAACUUUGUAGUAAUUCAAAUCAAUCAAUAGUAUAUUAUUAUUAUAAAUGUGAUGAAUUUUAUGGGGCGGUCAUGACACUACAAUCGACCAGGUGACUCGAUGUAAUUGUCGAUAAAUAUUGAACUUCGCAAGUCAGUUGUUCGAUUGUAGUGUCAUGGCCGCCCCGUAAAAUUUUCUCACAUUGAUUAUUAUACGUGUUUUAUAAGACGCUCUAUUGUGGCAUGGUUUUGGAGCACGACGAAGGAGUGUCACAAUUAAGUCUUAUAAAACACUACUUUUUUCUACUUUCUACUUUUGUUGUUUGUUUUAGUUUAGUUUAACUUCAAAAUCUGUUCAAUCUAUUUUUUCUUAAUUUAUUUGACAGCUACUCACUAGAUUGAUUGAACCGUUUUUUUUUUUUUAAUUUUUAACAGUUUUUAGAGACAUGUAAGAAGCUACAAGGGUAUUUUAACGAGCACAAAAAAUAGUAUGCUAUUAAAAAAUAUUAUUAUAACGUCACACUUUUUUUGAACACUGAUAAUCAAAAAAAUUUUUUGAAACACUUUGUUCUAGAGUAUAAAUGACAACCAAAAUAUCAAAACUCGAACUUUAAUAACAACUGGGCUACAGAAGACGGGAGCAGGGCUAGACCCUAUUUUUUUCUAAUUUUUUGGUAAAGUUUGUCCCAGUUGGUGGUACUUAGCACGUUCCAUAAUUCCAUGUAAAUAUUUUAGCUGAGUGGAUAUCACACUAGUCAUGAUUUAUGUCAGUCCCAAGCUCUUGUAAAUACAUUAAUGUACAUUCAGAAGUGUAAUUAGUUUUUAAACUUUUUACUUGAUGUAAUCUAUUUUGUUUGUAAAUAUGGAAUAAACCUGUUGUAUAAACGCA
This is a messenger RNA of Tribolium castaneum (red flour beetle), 3640 nucleotides long. RefSeq names its product runt-like protein. Gene Ontology annotation, biological process: regulation of DNA-templated transcription. Gene Ontology annotation, cellular component: nucleus. Lineage: Eukaryota; Metazoa; Arthropoda; Insecta; Coleoptera; Tenebrionidae. Bases 538 to 1896 code for a protein of 452 amino acids. The record is from RefSeq and is a predicted model, not a curated record. The transcript is spliced from 5 exons. Gene Ontology annotation, molecular function: RNA polymerase II cis-regulatory region sequence-specific DNA binding; ATP binding; DNA-binding transcription factor activity, RNA polymerase II-specific.